Mus musculus (house mouse) is the source of this 1573-nucleotide messenger RNA. Its product is annotated as predicted gene, 38821. The transcript has 4 exons. The coding region runs from base 1 to 1236 and encodes 411 amino acids. NCBI's taxonomy places the organism in Eukaryota, Metazoa, Chordata, Mammalia, Rodentia, Muridae. The record is from RefSeq and is a predicted model, not a curated record.
AUGGCAGUUUCUGAUGUCCUCUGGAAGAAGAAGCUACAAGAGAAACGGGUCUACCCUCUAGUUCUGGGAGGAGGAACACAGGGCAGCCUCCAGGCACAGACUGCAGAGCCAGGCACGGCACUGUUUCCUGUUAUUGUCCACAGUGACUAUGAAGACCCAGCAGCUGCUGUUCAGGUUUCAAGCGCACAAUCUCUCUUCCUUGUCAAGCAGACCGCCAGGGUCACAAUAAAACUUGGAACGAAAGUGAUUUUAGCAGAGUUGCCCUGGAUGGAGGGAAGGAUGACAAAGGUGUAUGGUGUGGUCCCCGACGGUGGCAGCCUCGUCUUCCCCAACCCAGCAGAGACCCAGACCCGAACUGGGCUCUGGCCUGGCCUAGCGGAAGGGGCUGCGGGCAAAGCUGUGUUCAGCGUCUUGCACACGGGCAGGAUGGAGACCACGUCUACCCAGCCUGCCCACAAAGGGCUGAACCCAGAGGCCGGGUGGAGCCGGACUAGGAGCCAGGUGACCACCUGGAAGCGCAGGUCGUCUCCAAACCCAAAAUUUCCACGUCGGCAAAAGUCAAGAUGGAAGGGAGCGGAGCGGAGCGCCCACUGGAAGCCUAGCUCAGCGGCCCGGGGCGCAGAGGGCCGGGCUGCGGCGUGCGGGGGGCCUUUGGGAGGGCGGCCAGGCCAGACAGGCCGAUGCAACCCCCGGCCGCAGCUUCGGAGCUCUGGCCCCGCGUUCUGUCGGCCACGCGCACCAACCGGGCAGGAUGGGGACUGCGCUCUGCGGACCUGUUGCACGCGCGCAACAGCUGCUUGCGCGCAGUGUGUGGGGAGGCGUGCGGGACCCCGCACGGUGGUCCGGGCUGGAUGGGCUAGGGGCGCCGGGCCUGUGUCGUGGACUGCAUGCAGAUCGGCUGCGGAGGCGCUGCCUCAGCAGGCAGAGGGAAACCGGGAGAGUGGGUGGGUGGCACCGAGGGGCCAGGGCUGCGUGGACGCGGAUUCCCAGACUGUGCGCGGGCAGCUGGAUAACCGGAGUAGUGUGGUGAGAAUGGCUGGGGGAAGGGGAGGCCGCGAAAAGCCUGGCUUUCCCGGGACGUCCCAUCUGCGGGGAAACUGGCUUGUGUUCGCCGGCUUUGACUCCCUGCUCCAGGAAUUCGUUCUCAUGAGGUCCUCCCCGCCCUCACCAACUUUCCAGAUGGAAAGAAAGGUGCCGACUGUCACUGCCGUCCGAGAGGCUCCACCCAGCAGCUGAUGGAAACAGAUGCAGAGACCCACAACCAAACAUUAAGUGGAGCUUCGGGAAUCCUGUAGAAGAGGAGGAGGAAGGGUUGAAGGAGCCAGAGAGGUCAAGGACACCACGAGAAAACCUACCCAGUCAGCUAACCUGGGCUCAGAAGAGACUGAACCACCAAAAAGAGAUCAUACAUGGGACUGACCUAGUGUACAGCUUGGUCUCCAUGUGGGACUCCUAACAGCUGGAGCAGGGGCUGUCUCUGUUGCCUGCCUUUUGAGCCUUUCCCAUAACUGGGCUGCUUUGCUGAGACACAAUCAAAGAUGUGUCUAGUCCUAUAGCAACUUGAUAUACCAAG